Messenger RNA from Pyricularia grisea, 2559 nucleotides. RefSeq lists its product as uncharacterized. Gene Ontology annotation, biological process: protein ubiquitination; rescue of stalled cytosolic ribosome. Lineage: Eukaryota; Fungi; Ascomycota; Sordariomycetes; Magnaporthales; Pyriculariaceae. The record is from RefSeq and is a predicted model, not a curated record. The transcript has a single exon. Gene Ontology annotation, molecular function: ribosome binding; ubiquitin protein ligase activity. Bases 1 to 2559 code for a protein of 852 amino acids.
AUGGACUCUGGUGGCGGAGCAGCCGGUGGCAGCAGCAACGGCGCAGGCCAUGCGUCUGCUCCUGCCGGUUCUAGAUCAGAAAAUUCGAAGGGUUCCCGCGGCGGAAGGGGACGUGGAGGCCGAGGCCGUGGACGUGGUGACUCUAAGAGCGGUCGCGGCGGUGGCGAAGGGCAACAACGUGGAGGUCGCGGCAAAAGAGGUGGAGGACCAAAUGCGCCCUCGGGCAACAGGGCGGACGGUGAGCCAAAGGAAGGCGCUCCGGCAGGCUCUCGGGCCAAGGCUCAGACAUCAAAUGACGACGAGGCCGAUGAGGAUGGCGAGGUUUGCUUCAUUUGCGCCAACCCUGUCACUCACAGCUCGAUCGCACCAUGUAACCACAUCACCUGCCACAUCUGUGCAUUGCGCAUGAGGGCGCUCUACAAGAACAAGGAGUGUCCGCACUGCAGAACACUGGCACCAUUCGUCAUUUUCACCGAUGAUGUGACCAAGCGCUUUGAUGAAUAUGGCGACGCAGACAUCACAAGCGCCGACGAUAAUAUCGGCAUCAGGUACACGAGCGAAGAUAUUGUCGGAGACACGGUCCUGCUGCUCCGAUACAACUGUCCGGACCCAGACUGCGACUUUGCCGGGCUGGGAUGGCCGGAUCUGCAUCGGCACACGCGGUCGGCGCACAACAAACGCAUGUGUGACCUCUGCACGCGCAACAAGAAGGUCUUUACCCACGAGCAUGAGCUGUUCAGCGAUAAGGGCGUUGGUGAGCACAUGCGCCGGGGUGACGAUAAGCCGGGCGCAAUAGACCAGACAGGCUUCAAGGGCCAUCCGUUGUGUGCAUUUUGCGGCGAGCGCUUCUACGACGAUGACAAGCUCUACGAACACUGUCGACACAAGCACGAGCGCUGUUUCCUCUGCGACAGGAGAGACUCGAGACAGCCACACUAUUACAGGGACUACAAUGCUCUCGAGAAACAUUUCAAGGACGACCAUUUUCUCUGCGCUGACCGCGAGUGCAUGGAGAAGAAGUUUGUCGUCUUUGACACCGAGAUGGAUCUCAAGGCGCACCAGCUCAGCGAGCACGGCAACAAUCUAUCCAAAGAUGUUAGGCGAGACGCGAGAGUAGUAGACAUGGCCUCUUUCGACUAUCGAUCGUCUUAUCAACAUGAGAGGAGGGGUGGUGGUGGAAGUGGAAGCGGCAGAGAUGGUGGAAGGGAGGGACGGGGAAGGGGACGUGAUCCAAAUGCAGAGCCGUUGCCAGUCAGUUCGGCGCAGCCAAUGAGACGGGACGAGAUUGCGUUCCAACGUCAAAUGGCCAUUCACUCUGCCCAAUCUGUCACAUCUCGCACCUUUGGCGGCCAGCUCUCGCAGCCGUCGGCCUCUGCUGGACCUACCGCUAGUCAAUCUUCUCGUCAAGGGGGCGCUGGGCGUGGCCAGAGCUCGACACAGCCGCAACCAUCCGCCGAUGCCAUGGCUACCCUCUCCCUCACAGACGUGGCAAACCUUACACCACAAGACCACGCUCGUCUCGCCCGUCACGGAGCCGUCAUUGAGCGCGCUAGCAACCUGCUAGGCAACGACUCAACCAAGCUCAACCGCUUCCGACAGCAAAUAUCGUCAUAUCGCCAAGCCGCAUUGACGGCCCCACAACUUGUCGAUGCAUUUUUCGCCUUAUUUAGCGAUACCUCAUCCAAUGCACUCGGCACUCUUGUUCGAGAAGUAUCUGAUCUCUUUGAUGACCGUGCCAAAGGAGAGGCUUUGCGCAAGGCAUGGCAGGAUUGGCGAGCCAUCAAUGAGGACUACCCAUCUCUUCCUGGUCUUGGCGGCAUGCAUGGCGCCACGACUUCCAGCAGCGGGUGGGCGAAUGCGGCUGUUGCAAGCCCGACUCAGAUGUUGGGAGGUGCGCAGAAUCAGGGCCAGAAUUCGAGGCACACUACCAGAGUUUUGAAACUCAAGAACAGCACGAGGCGGGGAAGCAUGUCAAGUAUUACAUCUUCCACACCCUCAGUCGGUGCCAGCAACUCAGCCUCAGUCCCUGGCGCGAACUGGGUAAGCGGUAGUGGGUCCUCCUCUACAGCGUCUAGGAGACCGGCGGCGUCGACGGGGACAGCAUCGGCAGCUUUUCCUGCACUGCCUAGCGCGCGACAGAGCGGAACUCGCCAGGGGGCGCAGCCAUCCUGGAUUGGCGUGCCCUCGCUGUCGGCAUCAUCAGGUGCGAACCGUAAUUCUGCUCCGGCCGCUCGCCAACCUGCUCGGACGGCUGCAUCAAUGGCAUCGGGUGGCGCACCACCGACGCGACGCACCGCGGCCGGUGAGGAUGCAUUCCCGGCCUUGCCCGCGGCUCCCAAACCUCUUACCACUAUUUUCGGCUACGGAACCGGGGCGGUGAGAAGGGAUAUGGGUGGAAGUAGGAACACUGGGUUCUCGUGGGGCGGUGGCAACGGCGAAGCCGAGGGUUCGGGCAGUGGGGCAGGAACCGGGUCUGCCGGCGACGAUGGCAACGGGUCUGGACAAGGAGGCAAAAAGAAGAAGCAAGGCAAGAAACAAGUCCUUGUGCAAUGGGGAUAA